Messenger RNA from Magallana angulata, 3638 nucleotides. RefSeq lists its product as uncharacterized. The transcript is spliced from 3 exons. Gene Ontology annotation, molecular function: protein binding; zinc ion binding. NCBI's taxonomy places the organism in Eukaryota, Metazoa, Mollusca, Bivalvia, Ostreida, Ostreidae. The record is from RefSeq and is a predicted model, not a curated record. The coding region runs from base 1 to 3147 and encodes 1048 amino acids.
AUGAAGGAGGAGGCGGAGGUGUACGAGAAAGUGCACCGUGCCAUGGUCACUGAGGAGGUGACGGAGAAGAGGGGUGGGCUAGCCUUCGGUCUGACGUUUUUCAGUCUUCCGUGUAUGCAGACAAUAAUGGAUCCCCGUUCUAGUGCCAAGGAUGUGCCCCGAUGUGACCUUUGUGAGACCGAUAUAGUACAAAACUACUGUGACUUUUGUCAUGCCAACCUCUGCACGCCAUGUGUAGGCAAGCACAUCUCAGAUGGAUAUGACAAACAUAAAAUAGUCCCUUUCCAGGAACGAGGGUCAACUCUUAUUUAUCCGAAAUGUGGAACACAUCAACACAAAAAUUGCGAAUUUCAGUGCAAAUCUUGCAACAAUAUUUUUAUUUGUUCUUCUUGCACUGCAUCUGAACAACACAGGGGACAUAUUUUUGUAGAUAUAUCAGAUGUUUACAAGGCACAUAAAGAAAAUAUUAAGAAGGAUACGGAAGACUUUUUAAAUCUUAUUUCUCCAACGUAUGAAGAAAUUGCAGGCGAUUUGGAAAAUCAGCUUGCCAACCUCGAUGGAGGAUAUGAAAAACUUACAACAAAAAUGUCAAAACAGGGAGAGCAAUGGCGCAAAGAAAUCGACAUCGUUGUCAAUGAAGUGAAGACUGAAAUCAGUGAAAUUAAAGUAAAUCAUAGAGACAUUCUACAGAAACAAUUAAGUGAACUCAAUCAGAUACAGUCUCUCCUUCAGCAAACACUGUUAGCUAUGAAAAAAAUUGAGAAAUCCACUGAAGUAUCUUCAAUCAUUGAAUACAGCUCUAAGAACAGAGAAUUCAGCAAGCUUCCACCCAAGGUUCAUGUAUCAAUGCCGACAUUCAUUCCAAAACCAAUAGACCACGAGAUGUUGUAUAGUUUGUUUGGACAGAUCCCCCCAUUAUCUACUGCUACCGAGGAAAAUCUCUUGUCACUAAAUCAAACGAACAUUUUAGUCAGAGAACUACUGGAUGAACCAAAGCUUGUUGCAACAAUACGGACUAAGUAUAAUAAUCUACGAAAUGUCACCUGUCUAAAUAAGGACAGGAUCUGGACUAGUGGAGAGACCAAAAAUAUCGAAUGCUUCAACACUAAAAGUUCACUCCUCCAGAUAAUCCAAAACAAAUCAGAAAACUUCCCCAGUGAUUUAGCUGUAGACAACGAUGGGAAUCUAAUGUAUUCCGACUGGUCAACAAAGACAGUAAAUAAGGUUAAUGAUGGACAGACAGGAGAGUUGAUCAGAUUAGAGGGAUGGACGCCUGUCAAUCUGUGUGUCACCUCUACUUGUGAUAUUCUUGUUACCAUGAAUAGUGAUGAUUUAACUCAAUCCAAAGUUGUUCGUUACUCGGGAUCUACAGAAAAACAAACAAUUCAGUUUAAUAAUGAAGGUAAACCUCUGUACUCAGGGAAUAGUUAUACUAAAUACAUAACUGAGAACAGAAACUAUGAUAUCUGUGUAGCUGACGGAUAUGCUGAUGUAGUAGUGGUGGUUAAUCAGGAUGGGAAACUCAGAUGGAGAUACACCGGUCAUCCCUCAGUUUUCAAGACCAAAUCAUUUGAUCCCUAUGGUAUCACAACAGACAGUCAGAGUCGUAUCCUGACAGCAGACGGUGGCAAUCAUUGUAUCCACAUUCUGGAUCAGAAUGGACAGUUUCUCCGUUACAUUGAUAACUGUGAUCUAAAGAAUCCUUUUGGUUUAUGUGUGGACAAUAAUGACAAUCUGUUUGUGUCUGAGUACUGCAAAGGCAAACACAGGGGGCAUAUUUUUGUAGACAUAUCAACUGUUUACAAGACACAGAAAGAAAAUAUUGAAAAGGAUACAGAAGAGUUAGUAAACCUUAUUUCGCCUACAUAUGAAGAAAUUGCAGGCGAUUUGGAAAAUCAGCUUGCCAACCUGGAUGGAGGAUAUGAGAAACUUACAACAACAAUGUCCAAACAAGGAGAGCAAUGGCACAGAGAAAUCGACAUCGUCAUCAACAAAAUGAAAACUGAAAUAAACGACAUAAAAGUAAAACACAAAGACAUUUUAAAGAAACAUUUGAAUGAAAUCAAACAGAUACAGUCACUUAUACAGCAAACGCUAUUGGCCAUGAAAGAAAUUAAGAAAUCCACUGAAGUAUCUUCAACCAUUGAAUACAGCUCUAAGAUUAGAGAUUUUAGCAAACUUCCACCCAAGGUUCAGGUAUCAUUGCCAACAUUCAUAUCCAAACCAAUAGACCAUGAGAAACUGUAUAGUUUGUUUGGACAAAUCACCCCAUUAUCUACUGCUACAGAAGAAAAUGUCUUGUCACUGAACCAACCCAACACUUCAGUCAGAGAACUACUGGAUGAACCGGAGCUUGUUACCACAAUGAAGACUGGGUAUGAAAAACUACGCAAUGUUACCUGUCUUAAUGAUGGUAGUAUAUGGACGAGUGGAGAGACCAAUGAUAUCAAAUGCUUCCACAGUAAAGGUUCACUCCUCCAAACUAUACAGACAAAUUCAGGAAAACCCCCUAUUGAUAUAGCUGUGGACAGUGAUGGGGAUCUACUGUACGUUAGUGGGCCAACAAGGACAGUAAAUAAAGUAAAGAAUGGACAGACAGAAGAGUUGAUCAGAUUACAGGGAUGGCAGCCUUGUAAGCUGUGUGUCACCUCUACUGGUGAUCUCCUGGUUAUCAUGUGCUGUGAUUAUAAAACUCAAUCCAAAGUUGUCCAUUACUCAGGGUCUACAGAGAAACAAACAAUUCAAUAUGAUGAUGAUGGUAAACCUCUGUACUCAUGGAACUAUAGCAGUAAAUACAUCAGAGAGAACAUAAACCGUGACAUCUGUGUAGCUGACUGUGAGGCUGGUGCAGUAGUGGUGGUUAAUAAGGACGGGAAACUCAGAGGGAGAUACACCGGUCAUCCCUCAGUUACCAAGAACAAACCAUUUAAACCCUUUGGUAUCACAACAGACAGUCAGAGUCGUAUCCUGACAGCAGACAGAAACAACCAUUGUAUCCACAUUCUGGAUCAGAAUGGACAGUUUCUCCGUUGCAUUGAUAACUGUGAUCUGGAGGAUCCUUAUGGUUUAUGUGUGGACAAUGUUGACAAUCUGUUUGUGUGUGAGAACAAAAAAGGCAAUGUAAAGAAAAUCAAAUAUUUGAAAUAGAGUCUAAAAUUUCUGAUUCUAGUGUCAGUUAAACAAGAUUCGUACACCACCAUUUUUCCAUUAAAAUAACCAAUACGGAUUUAUGUAGUUUGUUAACAUUUUACAACUAUUCAAACUGGUUCGCGACGAUUAAUUUUCGCGAUCUCGCCUAAUCCACAUGAGUUUUGUUAUUACAAUCAUUCGCCAAGGACUGGUCCGCGCGGCGAGGAAUAUUCGCGUCGAUGAGGCUCUCUUUCCUUGGUGAGUGAAUCUAUUUUGUUGUCAAUUAUUCUUUGUGGUUGGUGGUAAUGAAUACAGGUUCCCACUUAUAAGUGUUUCAAACAAUUGGUGAUCAUCACAGUGUUUGAUUAUCUUUUAAGUUUUUUUUAAUAUUCUUACACACUGUCGUUUUUUGUUCUUUUGUCAAAAUACGGGAUUUCCAUCGUCCAUCGUGCGUUAGGCCUUUUCAGUUUCAGAUAUUCUAUUAAAGCAGCAUAAACCGUCCCCGAAGA